Messenger RNA from Dreissena polymorpha, 4164 nucleotides. RefSeq lists its product as uncharacterized. The record is from RefSeq and is a predicted model, not a curated record. The transcript has 15 exons. The coding region runs from base 1 to 1494 and encodes 497 amino acids. NCBI's taxonomy places the organism in Eukaryota, Metazoa, Mollusca, Bivalvia, Myida, Dreissenidae. Gene Ontology annotation, cellular component: cell periphery; cell septum. Gene Ontology annotation, molecular function: chitin synthase activity; protein binding.
AUGGCGGCGGUCAUGGUGGGGGAACCGCUUUAUCGACCCAUCAUUCCCUAUUUCAACCACCACGCUGUACCUGGCCAUCGUGGUGGGAAUAUUCUUGUUGACGGGCAUGAUGCAUCCGAGCGAGUUUCUAUUGCCUCCUGCACGGUUUCUGGUUCUUUCUUCUGCAUUCCCGCCGGCUAUCUGAUUCUCAUGAUAUACAGCAUCUGCAACAUCACCGACCAAUCUUUGGGAACGCGUGAGGUGAAAGAGUCCUCUGUGCGCGUUGUGCCCAAGAACUCGCAGGAUCGACUGAUUGCAGUGUUCAAGAAGGUGUUCUUCUGCUGUUUCACCAAAAUGGAGACGAAAUUGAUAGAGAGCCAAACGGAAGCGGGAACUCGUAGGUCGAUAGGCCGUGACUCCGUGAGCGAGUCGCUGGUAUCCACCGCCAACACUAAAACUGCCAGUAGUUCAAUUCGACGCAUGUCGUACGUAAACGAAGCAUUCGACGCGGUCGAUGAUGAACAUGUUGGAUUCUCUAAUACGGAAGAGGAUGACGAACAGUUUUUCGAUUGGAAAGGCGUACCAGUUGAACAAUGGCUUGGACGUGAUUUUAAAGCAUAUGACAGCGUGGUUAAAAAGUUCAAAGACAACGGAUUUGAAAACACUACCUUCAUCAGCAAAAUGACAGAGACAGAACUAAAAGAUAUCGGUAUCAAAAGUACGGGACAAAAACACUUCUUGAUGGAGAAGAUCAAGAAACUACCAGAUUUCGAAGUGGUGGUGACAGUUCCGAAAGACGUUAACAGUUGGUUAAAUACAAUUGGUCUAUUAAUGUACAAGGAUAACUUCAAACAAGAGCAGAUCACCUCUUCCAAGGACAUGGAGGUAUUGAAAACCUUCACUCGAUCCAAAAUUGAACUAGAGCUGAAAAUAACCAAAAUAGGUCACAUCAAGCGGUUGAUGCACGCUAUUGCAAAACUGCGGAACCCAACAUCCGAUGAACGGAAGAUCUUUGAGGUACGAAAGGAGCUGGAUAAGUCUAAAUUGGAAAAAAUGCGUGAAAGCAACCAGGAAGAGCACGAUUUUUGGGACAAAUUACUGAACUUGCGUCUUGUGCCUCAGUCCACUGCAUAUGGUCUAGAGGAGGAUCUUAAAAAAGACUUAGCAGAAUUGCGCAAUAAAUGGAUCGCCAUUUUUGCCGUGUUCAAUGCCAUUUGGAUGGUCUUGAUUUACUCUCUUGCCACUAAGGGGAAGCUACUCAGUGUCGCAAAUAGUAAUCCAGUCGGUCUGGUGGUACUUGUGAUAUUUAGCUUUGUGCUUUUUAUCCAGUUUAUCGCCAUGAUCAUUCACCGCCUCACGACCGCCACCCACUUUCUAGCACGCGCCCCCUACCUAUUUGGUGACAAAUACAAUGCCGCGUAUGCGCUGAAUGACCGUGAUAUCGCCGAUAAAAAUAGGCCAAUUUCGCACGUGGAAAGUAAACAAAAACAUCCAGGAUCUUCGGUCUACAUGUAACAAUGUCGUCAAACAAGAAGUGCAAAAACCGCUGCUGUCGCGGGAAAACGCCUAAGAGCAUCCGAAAUUCGUAUACGACUACAUCGCAGCUGCUUUGUAUUUUGCGUUUAUAUAAUCACUGCAAGAACAGAUUUAUAAAUGUUUUAAAGUCAAAAAGAUUCAAGUCUAUUUGAAAGACUAUACAAUGUAUACAUACAUGUUUAUGACUAUACAUAUUUAUAAACAUUUUCUGACACACUGAUGAAAUUAUACGAUGACUAUACUAAAACUCUCGGGAAAAGACUGCAAAAUAUUGUUUAUCCAUUUGAUGAUGAAUUUACUAUUAAAACGUUCGUAUUUUGCGCAGUUGUCCCAAACAAUGGAAGCAUACUCUAACAAAGGUCUUGAUAUGAAACGUAUAUUUGAUUGAGUGUUUCCCGCUUGAGUUUGUAUUUUAGCAUUCUCAUGGAUCCAAGUAUUUUGGAAGCUGAUUUUGUAAUAUUGUCAAUAUGUUUGUGCCAGGAACCGUCUUCACUUAGCGUAAUACCAAGAUGUUUAUGGUCUUUUACAAAGGAUUAAUGGGUUUCGUCGAAAUCUAAAUUUGGACGGUUUUGACUUUUCAAGAGACUGAAAAACAUUACUUCCGUUUUGGAGGGAUUAAACUCGAUGAGCCAUUUCUUUGCCCAUUGGUUUAUACAAUCUAGGUCAUGAUUUAGAACACUUUCACUCCUUUUGUAAAGCUGUUGACGAAGGUAAAUAGGUUCGAGACGUUUUCUGCGACAUUUCUAAGGCCUUUGACAGAGUAUGGCAUGAAGGACUUAUUCACAAGCUCCGACAAAGUGGUAUCUCUGGCAAUCUUCUAUAUUGGUUAAAAGACUACCUACAUGAGAGGACCCAGUGUGUUGUAAUCUCUGGCUGCCAAUCUGACCCAUUACCCAUAAAUGCUGGUGUCCCUCAAGGGUCUAUAUUAGGGCCCCUCCUCUUUCUUAUAUAUAUAAAUGACAUUGUAGAAGAUAUACACUGUCCAAUUCGCCUAUUUGCAGACGACACUACGCUUUACAUCAUCGUCGACAACCCUUAUGAUGCGGCUAAUCAUCUUAACUCUGAUCUUGCAAAAGUGCAUUCCUGGGCUGAUGAUAAGUGGUUCGUUACCUUCAAUCCAUCCAAAACCGAAUCCUUAGUUAUAUCUAGAAAAAUCAAACGCACAAUCCAUCCCCCUCUUUUUCUCAACGACUGCCGAAUCACUGAGGUUUCGUCUCACAAGCAUCUAGGCUUGACUUUUUCUGAAACAUGUUCCUGGCAUGACCAUAUUGAAUCAAUCAAGAAGAAAGCAUGGCACAGAAUCAAUCAAAUGCGAACGUUUAAGUUUACGCUCUAUAGAAAGUCUCUUCUAUCGAUAUACACAACAUUUAUUAGACCAUUUCUUAAAUACGCUGAUAUAGUCUGGGAUAACAUUAAUACACAAGAUGAAAUAGAACUUGAAAAUAUUCAACAAGAAGCAGCAAGGAUAAUCAGCGGGGGAACACGUUUAGCAUCUUUGCAAAACCUAUAUAAUGAAACUGCUCUCGAACCAUUAAAAAAGGAGAACAACACACAAACUUACCCACUUCUAUAAAGUGUAUAAUUCACUAUCACCCCCAUAUUUUUGCACACGUAUCCCCUCUAGCGUGUGUGUAAGAUCGGCUUAUCCUCUUCGUAAUUCUAACAAUAUUCACAGCAUUCAAUGCAAAUCACAACUUUUUACACGAUCCUUCCUACCAUCAACUAAAAACUUAUGGAACAAUCUACCAGAAGCGGUAAGAACGGCUCCUUCUCUCUCUGCUUUCAAAGCAAAUCUUAGUAAAGAUAAAAGAAGAAUACCCCAGCAUUACUACGAUGGUGAGCGGACGUCUAAUGUCCUAAAUACGCGUUUACGAAUGCAUUGUAGCAGUCUAAAUGAACAUUUGCACGCGAAAAACAUUGUACAAAGUCCAUAUUGUCAAUGUGGUGCGAUUGAAGAUACAUAUCACUUUUUCUUCAAUUGCCCCAUUUAUACAGAAAAAAGAGUUAUCCUUUUGAACAAUCUGUCCAGUUUCCAACCCAUAACCUUGCAACUACUUCUUUUCGGGGUUUAAGACGAAUCAUAUGAAGUAAACUCAUUAAUAUUCAAACAUAUUCAGUCUUUCAUCCGAGAUAGUCAUAGAUUCUAACCCAACUAUAUCUCAGGAACGAACUAUAUUCUGCUAACAAUGCCCCCUUCCGCAACUGCUUCUUUUCUUACCGCAACUUCUCUUAUUCUGAAACUCUACUCUUUCAUUUAUUUCCCUUUCCUUCUCAACGUAUUAGCUCUUAUGCUAUCUUCAUUACUCUGUUAUACUAUUUGUAUUAACUUAUAUUAUUUUUCCGUUUCUAAACGGUACACACUUGCCUAUCACUGUACUAUAUUAUUCGUAAUGUUGACAUGUCUUUAUAUAGUUGUUAUACGUUUGGUUGUUUACACAAUUACAGCAGCGCUUCUAACUGACAGAAGAGAGACAUAGUAUAAGCCUCGAGCUUCCUUAUCAAUUAUGUCUAAUUGUAUUUUACAGCCUUUAUGUUAAGCAAUACUGCAAUUUCUACCUGCCUAGUAUAUUGUUCGAAAAUAAUAUGUAUGUUUGUAUAUUAUUGCUUAUAUGUACUUUCAAUGAACUAAAUAAAUAGUUUUUAAACCAA